Aedes albopictus (Asian tiger mosquito) is the source of this 2037-nucleotide messenger RNA. RefSeq names its product 23 kDa integral membrane protein. Gene Ontology annotation, cellular component: plasma membrane. The coding region runs from base 733 to 1482 and encodes 249 amino acids. The record is from RefSeq and is a predicted model, not a curated record. NCBI's taxonomy places the organism in Eukaryota, Metazoa, Arthropoda, Insecta, Diptera, Culicidae. The transcript has 3 exons.
AAGUUCAAAUAAAAAGUUCAUCCGCCAGAUUUAUGUGUCGCAAAGCUAGACCUUUUGAAUAAUGUGAGUUUUGUCGCCUCUUUAUGUACACAAAUAUCCUCUGAUUUCUACAUUUUGAGUCACUUCAGUAAAAGUAUCCACCACAAAGCUUUCGUCAUCAGCUAGACUAGCUACCACUACGCUGCAGGACUCCCAAAGUGGCCGUAAAUGUAGAUCAAAAGUAAAUAGCGUUUCAACCACAAGCAUGCUCCCAAACAAAACGCGCCCUAUCGGACCAUGGAAGUUUCCUCGAUGAAAGCACAAACCGCGAUGGUUGCGUGGUUUCUAGCUUUUCCGAAGUUAUCGUGCGCAUGGUACCCUCCACGCAAACACAUGGAAAAGUGGCACAUCAAGUGACCGGUCAGCGUGUUUGACCCGCCGUUGAUGGCUGAAAACAAGGCGGGAGGAUGGGUGGUAUUUUCUAUUCAGGACAUUCUAGGUGCUGGCUGGGCAGCAUAAAUGUACUGGAAAACCCUCUGAUAUGUAUAUAAUGGAAAGGUGGUGUAUUCAAAUGACCGCACGCCAGCCAACAUUGAUUCAGUCCGCUCCGGGCAGCUGAAAGGAUUUGUCGAAAAGUGGUCCCCGAGAAGAAAAGUGAUUUCUGUGGAAGAAAAGAUUUGUGAAAUAUCAGUGAAAGUGAUUGCUAGCUGAGGAUAGUUCUGUUCAGAAUCAAGUGCUGAAUCCAGCUGAAAAAUGAAAUCAAAAUUUUUGGAUAACAUCAGAGCCAGGAUGGGCUCUUGCGGAACAACGACGAUCAAAUAUUUGUUGUUUGUCUUCAAUCUUAUAUUUGCGGUAUCGGGGCUGGUGCUUCUAAUUGCCGGUAUAAUAGUGCUGCUCGAUGUGAAUGACUACCAACAUUUCGUCGAGGACAAAUUGAUGGCGCCACCCGUCGUAUUGAUCGUGGUUGGAACCUUUGUCUUCCUGGUGGCCUCUCUCGGGUGCUACGGUGCCAUAAAAGAGUCACCUAAGCUGCUGAAUGCUUUUGCCGUUUUCCUUCUGAUUGUGCUGCUCAUAGAAGUUGCCGUCGCCAUCGCAGCAGUGGCUUUCAAAUCCGACCUGCAAAAUGCCCUGCAGUCUCAGCUGGAGAAAUCUAUUUCCAGGCGCAACAAAGCAGACAUGGUAGCGUGGAAUAGUGUCCACAAGAAGAUGAUGUGCUGCGGAAUCGACGGACCCAAGGACUGGUACGACAAUAAUAACAGAACCAUGCCGGCUAGUUGUUGCAAGCCUGAUUUAAUUGACCCCGAUACGAACGACUGCAAGAAUGCUCCACCGCUCUUCAUGGAUCGUUACUAUCAGGAAGGGUGCUUGAUGAAGUUAAAAGAGCAUUUCGAUAAGAAUGCAGUAGUGCUGAUUGCAGUGGGCUUCGUUAUUGCGGCCUUCCAGCUGUUGGGCGUCAUCUUUGCAUGUUGGCUAUCAGCAGCCAUCAAACGAGACAAAAACUGAAAUUGAAGUUAGAUUUUUAAUGAUUUAAUUUGUAUCAAAUCUGAUUAGAUUGUUAAUUUUUAGAGCGAAAGUCAUUAACCUUAUUUAAAGUUAUAAGCGAUGCUACCGUUCUAAUUUACAUAACUGUCCAAUAUAUAAAUCCAUCAAAGUGAGGCAGGUGUGAAACAAAAUAUCAUUUACAAACAGGCGCCCAAAUAAAUUUAGCAAAAUAACUUAUAUUAUUAAACAAUUCUUUCACUUGAUAUAAAAAGCUAAAUAUUGAAAGCUUGUAUGGCAUAGAAUGAUAUAUAAAGUUACCACGACAAUUUUAUUAGGGUAGAAACAGCGACAGUGAUUCUUAUUAGAAGCUGAUUAUUUACAAACGAAAUAAAUGAAUUACUUGUUAAUUAUAAUUCUGCCUCAUUAUAGUGCACAAAUCAAAUAUCGAUGAACUCUUAAAUUUUCAUUUAUCCUGCAUUCAGUCAUAAUAAAUCUGUAUAUUUGAAUAAACAAACACAUAAAAGUGUUGUUCCUAUAACAAAUAAAAAAAAUCUCAUAAAGUAAACUGAUAGUUUU